GGACAGAGAGACUCAGGGGGCGGGUGGGGGUGCAAGGAAAUCUCUUGGCGGAGUCUGAAGCAAGCAGCAGAGGGCAGAGGGAAGUCUGCAGGAGAGAAAUCCCCUUCAGCGUCCCAGACAACAGAAGCAGCAUCUCCAACCUGCUGGAAAGAUCUGUGAGCAUCUUUCAGCCCUUCUCACCCACCGAGCCUCCAGCCAGAAACACAGGGUACUUGCUGGGUUGGUGGCAGAGCUGGUAUCAAGAAGCUGGUACUCUCAGGCCCCUGUGCCCAUCUUCUCUCCAUACUCCAGCAUGGAGGAAGGUGAUUUUGACAACUACUAUGGGGCAGACAACCAGUCUGAGUGCGAGUACACAGACUGGAAGUCCUCAGGGGCUCUCAUCCCCGCCAUCUACAUCCUGGUGUUCCUUUUGGGCACCACAGGCAACGGCCUGGUGCUCUGGACCGUGUUUCGGAGCAGCCGUGAGAAAAGACGUUCCGCGGACAUCUUCAUCGCCAGCCUAGCAGUGGCCGAUCUGACCUUCGUGGUGACCUUGCCCCUGUGGGCCACCUAUACCUACCGGGAUUUUGACUGGCCCUUCGGGACCUUCUCCUGCAAGCUCAGCAGCUACCUCAUCUUCGUCAACAUGUACGCCAGCGUCUUCUGCCUCACCGGGCUCAGUUUUGAUCGCUACCUGGCCAUUGUGAGGCCCGUGGCCAACGCGCGACUGAGGCUGCGCGUCAGCGGGGCCGUGGCCACGGCCGUUCUGUGGGUGCUGGCUGCCCUCCUGGCUGUGCCUGUCAUGGUGUUCCGUACCACGGGGGACAUGGACAACAGUACCAAGGUACAGUGCUACAUGGACUACUCCCUGGUGGCCACCACCAGCUCAGAGUGGGCCUGGGAGGUGGGCCUGGGGAUCUCAUCCACUGCCGUGGGCUUUGUGAUUCCCUUCACCAUCAUGCUGACCUGCUACUUCUUCAUCGCCCAAACCAUCGCGGGGCACUUCCGCAAGGAGCGCAUCGACGGCCUUCGCAAGCGCCGGCGGCUGCUCAGCAUCAUCGUGGUGCUGGUGGUGACCUUCGCCCUGUGCUGGAUGCCUUACCACCUGGUCAAGACUCUGUACAUGCUGGGCAGCCUGCUCCACUGGCCUUGUGACUUUGACAUAUUCCUCAUGAACGUCUACCCCUACUGCACCUGCAUCAGCUAUGUGAACAGCUGCCUCAACCCCUUCCUCUAUGCCUUCUUUGACCCCCGCUUCCGCCAGGUGUGCACCUCCAUGCUCUGCUGUGAUCAGACUGGGUGUGGGGGCCCCUCUCACAGCAGCAGUGGGGACAAGUCAGCCAGCUACUCUUCAGGGCACAGCCAGGGACCCGGCCCCAAUAUGGGGAAGGGUGGGGAGCAAAUGCACGAGAAAUCCAUCCCCUACAGCCAAGAGACUCUUGUGGUAGAUUAGAGCUGAGAUCUGAGAGAAAUCAGGUGACCUGGGUCUGCUCCAGCCUUUACCUCUGCUCUCUGAGAAUUAGGGAGCAGCGACUACACCUUUGCAUUUCACCCCUUUCCUUUCCCUGUCCUUUGCCUCCUGGCUCUGUCCUGUUUUUCCAUUACUCCUUUGUUCUUUCACAGAGAGAGAGAGAGACAGACAGACAG
Perognathus longimembris pacificus (Pacific pocket mouse) is the source of this 1626-nucleotide messenger RNA. RefSeq names its product apelin receptor (gene Aplnr). The record is from RefSeq and is a predicted model, not a curated record. Gene Ontology annotation, molecular function: G protein-coupled receptor activity. Bases 293 to 1432 code for a protein of 379 amino acids. Gene Ontology annotation, cellular component: membrane. Lineage: Eukaryota; Metazoa; Chordata; Mammalia; Rodentia; Heteromyidae. Gene Ontology annotation, biological process: immune response; G protein-coupled receptor signaling pathway. The transcript has a single exon.